This is a messenger RNA of Rhincodon typus (whale shark), 2791 nucleotides long. Its product is annotated as probable U3 small nucleolar RNA-associated protein 13. The transcript is spliced from 16 exons. The record is from RefSeq and is a predicted model, not a curated record. The coding region runs from base 1 to 2028 and encodes 675 amino acids. NCBI's taxonomy places the organism in Eukaryota, Metazoa, Chordata, Chondrichthyes, Orectolobiformes, Rhincodontidae. Gene Ontology annotation, molecular function: protein binding.
AUGGAAAAGGCAGAAGUUAAAAAUGAGGAAUAUUAUUGCUGUGUGGUCACUUUAAAUGCUUCGGUAUUUUGCAUGGCCAUUAAUCACUGGAGGCACCAGUUCAUCUGUGGAUUCAAAAAGCAGCUCAGGGUCUUUGCUUUGGAUGUCAAGAAGGAUUCUGGUCAUGUGUUGGAUUUGGAGACAUGCUUCACUGAUCGCAGGCACAAAGACAUUGUGUCAGCUGUGGUCUGCAUUGAUACAAGGAUAUACUCUGCUGGGUAUGACAAGAAAUUCAUCAUGUAUAACACCAGCUCGUACCCAAACAGCAAAACCCUGCAGGUCGUCUACUGCAACACCAACGCUCAUGAUGCGGGUAUCACAAACCUGAUGGUGGUCCAAGAACACGAGAGCACAAGGCUGAUUACUGGUUCCUUCGAUAAAAGUGUGAGAGUUUGGUCACAGGAUGGACAGCUGAUCAUGAAGCUCCCUCACUUUGCCCAGUUUAUAAGCAGCCUCUGCUUUGUGCCCUGCGUGAACUCUGUGUGGAUCUGCAGCGGUCCUCCGAACCCUUCCGUCUUCGACCCAAGCUCUGGGGAGAUUGUUUCUGAGUCUGUUGAAACUUUCCAAACACACGAGUCUGGACAACCUUUCCAUCAACUGGUCUGUAUCCCAGAGACUAACCAUGUGAUUGGUUCUAGCCGGCAGCACAGAGAUGUGACGGUGUGGAAAUACAACAAGAUGGGCUGCGUCGCAGUCUUACAAAGCAAACAGCCUGUGGAAUGCCUGACUUACACCCAGAAGGAGCCUAUACUCUUUUUCAGUGGACACAGUGAUGGGACGAUUCUAAAAUGGGAAAGGCAGCAGUCAUCGUACUUUCUGUACAGCCAUGAAGUGUUCAAUAUGUUUGAAACACCAUCCAGAAGAAUGGACAGGUCCAGUACCAACAAAGUGAGAAGGAAUAUCAGUUGCCAAAAAGCCCAUUCAGCAUAUCACCUCAUCGAUGUUGCCCUGAGUGGGGAAAAGGCAUCAUCUGGAGUCACAGCAUCCAACAAGACUGUGCAGCCACCCAGUUUUACCAGGACCGUGUUUGUGGAAGAGUUGGACUUGCUGGUGCUUGCUGCUGACAAUGGGAAUAUUUACCUUUGGGGCUUUGAUGAUUCCCUUUCUGGUAUCCUCAAGAUGAUGCCUUCAAAGAGGAGCCGAGAGCAGGAUAACGCAAGGAGAUUUGAAGUCUUACUGGAUCAAACUGUUAACAGAUGGUGCUCUGCAGCUGAGGAGGAAAAUGGUUCAGUAAAUGAUCGAGUUUCAGGGUUUAUCUGUAAGAAGGUGCUGUCUCACCAUGUUCAGCCUGUGGGAGGAAUUGCUGUGGUUAGGAGAGAUCAAGGCUACAGCACAGAUUACCUGAUCUCGGGUGGCUGGGACAGGAGAAUUUGUGUGUGGGAUCUGCAAGUGGGUAUGUUACAUAACACAUUCUCCAACACUGCACCGGAAGAGAGGAGCAAUAUUCAAGAGCUGGCCUGUGAUGGUGCUAUUUUAGAUCUUGCCUACUGCCCAAAGUGGAAUGAAUUUGCCUAUUCAUCGAGUGAUGGGAUGAUCUACGUUCGCCACUUCAGCCCCAUCACAAGUGAAAUGAAGCUCAUGAGUGUGCUGCAGGGUCAUGAGGCUGAUAUCACUGCUGUCUUGUGGCAUUCUCUCUUAAACAAGUGGCUCAGUGGUUCAGAGGAUGGGAGUAUUUGCUUAUGGAAUAAAGACGGAACAAAAUGUGAGCAGAGCCUGGUGGCACACGGAGCCGUUAAUUGUCUCUGUAUCGACCGGGUCAAUGGAUACAUUCUGGCUGGGAUUCAGGAGAGCUUGAGAGUUUAUGACCCAGAGUCCUUUGUACAAGUGCAGAGAAACAUUGGGCACACAGAUUCAAUCCGCUCCAUCAUACACAUCCCUGAGAGAGCUCAGUAUGUUACUGCUUCUUGGGAUCGCACACUGCGUAUCUGGAAUUCUUACAUCAAGCCUCCCAACAGAAGCAACAACAUGAGGGAAAAUGCAGCAUGCUGAGAGGAAACAGCGACGGGACAUCAAACACAUUUAGCAACUGUGUUGAAAUUGCUGUCAUCAAGUGAGACAUGAGAUGAGCAGUGUUUUGUAAAUUGUAGUCACGUGAACGCAAUGACGAGGCGAGCAGGUCACAAGUUGGGUAUUCUCUUAACUUGCUUCCUGAUUCACCAAAGCCUUUCCGCCAUCCAUGAGUCAGAAGAUGCUGCGGGUUUUGUCAACAGAGCGUCAUAAAUCCAUGACCUCUACUGUCUUAGAAAGACAAGGGCCACAGUUGGAUAGGUACCUCAUCACCUCCAAGCUCCUGACCAAGUCAUGCAUCAUCCUGAAUAUAUUGCUAUUCCUUCAUGUAGCUGACCAAACCUGAAAACAACACUGGAGGUAAGUUCAUCACAUGCAGUGCAGAGGUUACAAAGGCAGCUCACCUUUACCCAUCUUCACAAAGACAGCACAGUCGAUAAAUAAGUGUCUUGCCUUGCCGAAGCACAUUCCAAAAAUUAAUUUUCUUUAAAUUGUGAAGAACCAGAGUGAAGAUGCAAGGCCUUGAUUACAGACUGUCAGGAAGUCUGGGAAAUGUACAAAAAUAUGCAAGAGCAAGAAGAUGAUGGCAAAACUUUAAAAAAUACAUGUUUGGCUCCAAAUGGUGUCCAGUCUUGGCUGAAUGCUACUGGAAGGAUGUGAAGACACUGAGGAUAUAGAAAAGAUUUACAAGAAUAGGGAGAGGCUGAAUAGGCUGGGGCUAUUUUCCCUGGAGCAUUGGAGGCUC